UUUGUGAUUCACUGCAUGGGACGGCACUUUGAGACUGCGCAGAGUGUCCCACUGCCCACACAAAUGUGUCAGGGCCUCAUAUGGGGCACCCUCCCACACACCCUCCGCCCACUGGGAGCUGCAUUUAAGCUGAGGGCAUUCAUUUGGUCAUUUGAGCUGCAGUGGGCUCAGAGUGUUCUUGUAGCUCUUGACAACCUGCCCUUGGACCUGCAUUGCAACUGUGGACUUAUCUGGGGAUCUGGACUGCGGCUGUCCUUGAUUGAGUCGCCCUUCGCUUCAACCAUGAAGCUGAUUUUGAUCUUCAGUGCCCUCUUUGGGGCUGCCUUGUGCCUGGAAACUUUUGUUGGGCACCAGGUUCUCCGAAUCAAGACAAGAAAUGAGGAACAACUGAAGAAGCUACGGUUUUUGGAAACACUGGACCAUCUUGAGCUUGAUUUCUGGUUAAAUCCUUCCACCCCUGCCCUCCCUGUGGAUGUGCGAAUCCCUGCUCACAGCCUGCAGGCAGUCAAAAUCUUCCUGGAGUCCAAUGGGAUUGAGUACUCAAUCCUGAUUGAAGACCUGCAGGUCGUUCUCGACAGAGAAAAGCAAGAUAUAGUCGCCAGUCAACAAAUGGAACGCAGCAGCAGCACUUUCAACUAUGGAACUUACCAUUCUUUAGCUUCUAUUUACCAAGAGCUGGAUAAUCUUGCAUCUGAGUAUGGCAGCAUUGUCAGUAAGAUCCAGAUUGGGGAAUCCUAUGAAAAGCGGCCGUUGUAUGUGCUCAAGUUCAGCACUGGAAGACGAAACCGCCCUGCGAUCUGGCUCGAUGCUGGCAUCCAUUCCCGAGAGUGGGUUACACAAGCGAGUGCAAUGUGGAUAGCUAGAAAGAUUGCCUCUGACUAUGGGAACGAUGCGUCCAUCACCUCUCUGCUGAACAACCUGGACAUUUUCCUACUGCCAGUUGCUAACCCUGAUGGAUAUGAGUUCACUCACACCACAAACCGCAUGUGGCGGAAGACUCGCUCCAAGAACUCAGGCAGUCUGUGUAUUGGAGUGGAUCCAAACAGGAAUUGGGACGCAGGUUUUGGAGGUCCUGGAGCCAGUAGUAACCCCUGUUCUGACUCUUACCGUGGACCCAGUGCCAACUCAGAGGUGGAAGUUAAAUCUGUUGUAAAUUUUAUUAAGAAUCAUGGAAACAUUCAGGCCUUCCUCACCCUCCACAGUUACUCUCAGCUCCUGAUGUAUCCCUAUGGCUAUAAAUGCACUCCACCAGCAGACAACGCUGAGCUGAACACCAUAGGGAAAGCUGCUGCCAAUUCCAUCCGGUCCCUGUAUGGCACGACUUACACAGUGGGGAGCAUUUGCUCUACUAUCUACCAAGCCAGUGGAGGCAGCAUUGACUGGAGCUACGAUUAUGGCAUCAAAUACUCAUUUGCCUUUGAGCUGCGAGACACAGGUCGCUAUGGAUUCCUCCUUCCAGCCACCCAAAUUAUCCCCACUGCGGAGGAGACCUGGCUGGGUCUGAAAACAAUCAUGGAGUACGUACGAGACAACCCAUACUAAAAGCAGGGAUGGGAACCAGCUGCCAAGAGCAGCAAGCUCAGAAAUCCUCUUCCUUUGGCAUGCUCAAGAAAGCUGUAAUCAUGCAGCAGCUAUCUGAAUAAAAACCCUGCAUGCA
Molecule: messenger RNA, 1657 nt
Organism: Numida meleagris (helmeted guineafowl)
Lineage: Eukaryota; Metazoa; Chordata; Aves; Galliformes; Numididae
Gene: CPA2
Product: carboxypeptidase A2
Exons: 12
Coding region: 16-1542 (508 amino acids)
Biological process (GO): proteolysis
Molecular function (GO): metallocarboxypeptidase activity; zinc ion binding
Source: RefSeq, a predicted model, not a curated record